UGUCCGUUCAGCACCACCGACUGUGUGAAGAGAGUUAAAGCGCCGACAGUCGGCAUUUAACGGCGGAGAGCUCUGGAGAUCGCUCGUUUGGACGGCUACUUGUUUUGGAGUGAUUUUGUUAAAGCGUCAAGGAGUUAAAUGCAUCUGGCGCGUCAGUGAGAAGGACUCCAACAGUUUGUUUAACAUUCACUGACUCUGAGCGCACUCGGUUUUUACUGGAAAAAGCUUUGGAUUUCCAAACCAAUUACAGCUAAUCUCCGUUUUCUCGGGUUUAUGCUUGUUUUGAGUGAUUUUUUCUUAGCUUGACCUGUUGCCGUGCGCAUUUUGUUAUUUUUAUUUUUGAAAUAACAUAAUUAGCUAAAUGUUUUUUAAGUAGCCUACUGAUUUUAUUGUGGAAUUUCGUCUAUUCUAUGCUAAACGUCUUCUUCAGUCCGACUAACUGAAUUCACGCAAGUUUUAUGCCUUUUUAAGAUAGAAAGGUCGUAAUGAUAGCUAUUUUUGUGCCACUGCUGCUUGUAUACGCGUCAGGGAGCAGCGAAGUGGCUGGCGCGAGUGGCCCGAAAGGAAACCGCUUCGUGUGCACGGCCGUGCCCGCGGGCACCGACCUCAGUUGCCCGGUGGACACGAGCAGCCGAGUCCAAAGCACUAGUCCGCAGGAGGAGGAGUUGCGGAAUACUAUCAUUCAGCUUCGAGAGACCAUCCUGCAGCAGAAGGAAACUAUCGUCAGUCAGCAGGGCACCAUCAAAGAGCUCAACUCCAAACUCGCGCGCUGCGAGGCGGACGCCAAGUCUCGGGGCAGCGCGCGCAGGAAGGAUUAUAGUAAAAACACUAUGGGGGAUCUGCCGCGUGACCCCACCGAGACUGUGGAGCAGCUGGGUAAGACCAUGCAGAGCCUCAAAGGCCGACUGGAGAACCUGGAGCAGCAGCUGCGUGUCAACACAUCAGGUGGGACGUUUCCCAACGAGUUGAAAGACCUGCUGAAGCGCCGUCUGACGGACCUAGAGAGCCAGCUGUUGACCAGAGUGCUCGAACUCGAGGAGGAAAAGAGCCAGCUAUACAACGAGACAGCCACUCACCGUCAGCGCACCGAGAACACCCUCAACUCAUUGCUGGAGAGGAUCACCGAGCUGGAGAAAAGCAACAAUGCAUUCAAAUCUCCAGAGGACUUUAAGGUGUCUCUGCCUCUGCGCACCAACUACCUGUACGGCCGCAUCAAAAAGAGUCUGCCAGAGAUGUACGCCUUCACUGUGUGUAUGUGGCUUAAAUCCAGCGCCAAUCCUGGAAUUGGGACCCCGUUCUCCUACGGCGUCCCGGGACAAGCCAAUGAGAUUGUGCUGAUUGAGUGGGGAAACAGCCCCAUGGAGCUCCUCGUCAAUGAUAAGGUAGCUCAGCUUCCUCUCUCUGUGAGUGACGGCCGCUGGCAUCACAUCUGCAUCACCUGGACAACCAGAGAUGGCUUCUGGGAGGCCUAUCAGGAUGGAGAGAGACUAGGGACCGGAGAGAACUUGGCCCCCUGGCACCCAAUUAAACCUGGAGGAGUCAUUAUCCUGGGCCAAGAACAGGACAUUGUAGGUGGGAGAUUUGAUGCCACUCAAGCUUUCGUAGGAGAGUUAAGCCACUUCAACAUGUGGGACAGAGUCCUGCGUCCUAUAGACAUCUCUGCUAUGGCCAACUGCUCAGCCUACAUACCUGGCAAUGUGGUGCCGUGGGUCGAUGCCAAUGUGGAAGUAUUUGGCGGUGCCACAAAAGCAGCACUGGAGAUUUGUGAAGACCGUCUCUUUGAUUCCUAAGGACACGUCUGUCAGUUUGGAAGCAUUCUCAUUAUAGAGGUAACCCACAUCUCAAUACUGCACUGGGAACUUACAGAGAUACAAAGACAGUUCAAAAGAAACACAUGUUUACAGGUUUUCACAUGAUGGAUUAUGUCGUCCUCAAUUCUGCUUCAUGUUUUUUGAGACUUUGCUGUCAGUCUGACCAAUAACUAAAAUGACUGUGAUUAAUUACUAAAAAAAAAAAAAUCUGUCUGCACAUUCAAGGUCAGAAUAGAGUUUUUGCGGCUCUGGAUAAAGCAAAACUUUCUUUUCGAUAUUAUAUAUGCUUUUCUCUGUGUUGUGUCCUUCAGAUAUUUCUUCUCUCCUCAAACUCAUGUGUAUUUUAAGAACUGCAGUAAAAUAUUUUUUUUGCCAUUUCCACUUUGAGCUUUUAUCAUGUUGCGUAUAGGCCCAUGCCUUUCAAAAAAAAAAAUUCAACUGCAUAGUUUCAACAUGAGCUUUAUUAAGCAUUAUUGAAUGAGCUAGUUUGUGACUUUGCAAAUAUGGAGAAACACUCAGACGGAAGUGUCUUUAUGUCUGUGAUCCAGAGAUUACUGGAGAGAACAUUCACAAAAAAAAGAAAUUCAUCUUUAAUAUCGCUAUCCCUCAGCAGCUGCUGUCUCGAGCUGAUCUGACAUCCAGAAACCUUAAAGUAGAAAAGCUGCCAAGUACUGACCUGCAGCUCUCAGAAGCCCCCAGGAGAAUGUCUGGCUGCAGGACAGGACGGGACGGGACAGGACGGGAUGGUUUGGCUGAAGUGGUUCAUCUCGUGAAGCUAUAGUUUGAGUUCAUUCAGUUUGUGAAUCGCAAAUUGUGGUUUCUUUGAAACGUUUACAAAUGAUUUCGACAUGUGCAGAACAUGGUGUUAUGAGAUUAACUGUGAGAACUCGACCCGGAAUGUGUGCUAUACUUUUUUUUUUUUUUUUUGCAAAGUUUUACUGAAACAAAAAAAUAUAUAUUUUUCAUUGAGAUUAGGCACUAAUGAGUGCUUGCACUUAUUUAAAGUCCAGUGUCAGGAAG
Molecule: messenger RNA, 2831 nt
Organism: Carassius carassius (crucian carp)
Lineage: Eukaryota; Metazoa; Chordata; Actinopteri; Cypriniformes; Cyprinidae
Product: neuronal pentraxin-2-like
Exons: 5
Coding region: 486-1790 (434 amino acids)
Source: RefSeq, a predicted model, not a curated record